AUGAAGCCGAACACAGCGCUCCUCACUCGGAUCCGACAGGAGAGAAAAGCCGCCUCAGUCCUCUCCCUCCCUCUUAGGAGGAAAAAAAGUGACCGCUGUUUGACGUUCAGGGACUCCGAGGUCCUCCUCCUUCCGAUCAGGAACAGAGACCCAAAGAGCCGAGAGAGACACAACAAGAACCAGCCGAGAUCCCACAGCUGUGAGGAGCAAACUUAUCGUGACUUUGCAGAUCCAGAGAGAGCCAAAGUGUCUCUAUUAGUUUCCUUUCUUUGCCUCCAUUCGGAUCCACAGAGGAGACAUGAAGAUGAGGGCUGAGCAGAGCAACAGUGCCCCCAUGUGGAGAGAAGGAGACAGGAGAUGGCACCGUGUCAAGAGAGAGAGGGGUUACAUGGAGUGUAAAAUGAGCAGAUUAAUCUGUCUGACAGACUCUGAGAUUUAAUCAACGAGCUUUUUUUCUUUCUCAAGGUUUCAUGGGACAGGUGAGGAGUGCUGCACAUUUGUUGUCCUUAUAAACGAGAUUUUUCACCCACAGGUGGUCAUUUACAACCCCAGACACACAACUGAUCAUAUAAUAUGUUUGUGUGAGAGUGUUACAAGUCAACAGAGUCUGUAAAUAUAAAAUACAGCUGAUGUUGUCAUAUAAACUUUAUAAUAACAGAGUAUUCAGCCUUCUGUUUCCCUGACAAACAAGUCCAGAUUCAUAAGGAUUCAUGUGAAAAAUCACUGAUCUACCAGGGGCGUAUCCACCUGUUUUCAGUCUGGGUGCCCCAGCCCAGGUGGGGUGGCCGUGGUAUAAUAGAAUUAACCCUCUCUGUCUUCACUAUCAGCAUUAUUUACUCUAAAUUAUCAUAUCGUCAUCUACUAUCAGACAGUUUUCAGACAGAUUUAACCAAGAUAUGGGUGCAGUGUUAGUUCAGGCAGGUUUAAAGGUAGAGUAGGCAGGAUUAUGUGAAAGAAGCAUCAAAUUGUUGACCUCGGGUCCUGGACUAUGUCACUUUAUCCUAGUUGUAGAAGUCCUGCAAACAUUGUGUUUGCUGGUAGUCUGUUGGCAUCUACAGUAGCACCACUGCUUUUGACUUUCACCUUGACUGGGCCCCAUUUGUAAUUAUCUGAAGUAUUUAUCUGCAUUAUAUCUGAAUUUGAUUGGAACGAUACGAGCGAGUAGGAGCGUCUGUUUGUGGGUGGGGCUUGCUGGAGCAGAGAGGGAGGGGAGAGGAGGAGCUGAGGGGAAAACUGGUUGGGAGGGGUAGAGUUUACAUUCAAGAUUUCUCCUAAAAACUGGAACUAACUCAGAUCCUGACAACAACACCUUUACAAAUUCAAGGUUGAUCAGCUGAUUUAAACAACAGCCCAAAUCAGCUGACAGUCCAGACAACUACCUUCCAUCCAACCAAUCAGCAAACGCCAAAAAAGGCCUUUAAAUACUUGUCUGAUAAUCAACCAACCAAUCAAAUCUGUAAUCUGAAAGUUUGUAUCCUCACAGGAUCCAGGACGUCCAAAUCUUUCUACUCAAAGCAUUCUGGGACUUAAAAAAACUCAUUUACUCUCCACAGACUGAGAAACAGACGAGCUUCAGGAAACGCUUUAAGUCUCUCACUCCUGCUUUAAACUCGCCGCAUACCUGCAGCAAAUCAUCCCACAUUUACCUUUCAAUUAAAACCGGUUUAAACGCCCAGAUGCUGCACGCUGUGAUCACUGAGCACGCUCAGACAGACGGCGCAGACUCCCGCCUCUGCAAAAUAUUUUACCAUUGAUUUCCAAGAAAGGUUGUUUUUUUUUUUUUCACAGAGGAAGAAAAAGAAAGCUGCUGCCAUGUGUUUCUGCACAUCAAAUCCAUCUCCGGCUCUGGCACAGCAGCUCCAGCAGAUGCAAUUCAAUUUUCAGCCGCUGUACUGAUGUGAUUACGAAGAGGAAGAAACGGAGGAAUAAGAAAGAGACGGGCAGAGACAGAUCCAUCAAACUUUCAGGGACUCCUGACGCAGGACGAUUUAAGGUGGACUGAAUAUGUAGGAGAUCUUUACGGCUGAUCGUGUAAAAAUCAUGAAUGCAGAUGCACUUCUUGACCCUGAAGCGUGGCCUGACUCGACUUUUACUGCCGUAUCUCCUUACAAGAG
Xyrichtys novacula (pearly razorfish) is the source of this 2114-nucleotide messenger RNA. NCBI's taxonomy places the organism in Eukaryota, Metazoa, Chordata, Actinopteri, Labriformes, Labridae. The record is from the annotation of a GenBank genome assembly.